Messenger RNA from Megalops cyprinoides (Indo-Pacific tarpon), 3992 nucleotides. It is a transcript of the gene jtb, whose product is annotated as jumping translocation breakpoint. Gene Ontology annotation, cellular component: cytoplasm; centrosome; spindle. The transcript has 6 exons. Gene Ontology annotation, biological process: mitotic cytokinesis. Bases 214 to 666 code for a protein of 150 amino acids. NCBI's taxonomy places the organism in Eukaryota, Metazoa, Chordata, Actinopteri, Elopiformes, Megalopidae. The record is from RefSeq and is a predicted model, not a curated record.
CAAGAUGGCCGCGUUAACGGAAGCUCGACUAAAAUCUUAAUCUGGAGAUAACAUUUCUAUUUACAGACCCAUCCGCGACAGCUAAAGAGCAGAGAUCUUCGCAGAGCGCUAGCGAUAACUUUUCAGGAUGAGGCCGGGGGUGUAAAAAGGGAGUUCUGGGGGGGAAGUUUCCUGCUCUAAUGAGAUCUUAGCCCUUGGUGUGGCUCCCUCGGAAUGGAGAGCGACUGCAGGAUCUCCAUGACCUGCUUCAGACCCAGAGUGCUGGCCUUACACCUCCUCUUCUGGGGUCUGAUAUCGCUCAGAGUGUUUGGUGCAGCUCUGCUGAGCGAUGAAAAGGCUCCAGUGACUGGCGUCGUGAGCACCCCCUGCUGGCAGGUAGAGGAGUUUGUGGUGUCGGCAGAGUGCGCCCAGUGCAACGCCUUCCAGACGAAGACGUUGCAGGCCUGCAGCCCCACCGGCUACGUAGAGCUUAUCAACUGUGCCAAGUCCAACAAGGACGAAUAUAAGAGCUGCCGCUCGGCGCUGAUGGAGGAACGGCUCUUCUGGAAGUUUGAGGGCGCCAUGAUCGGUCUGACCGUGCUCUUCGCCCUGUUGGUCGUCACCCGGCAACGCUCCCUGGACCGCCUGGCGUCAGAAAAAGUGCGCCGGCAGAUCGAGUCCAUCUAGGACCCGGGGGCAAGAGAGGGAACCGCGCGGCACCCGACCGAGCCCCAGAUCCAGCUCCAUUUGGCCCAGUGGAAGAGCGAGUGUCGUGUUUUGUGUGUGCGUUCCUGCACAGGUGUGCCCAUGGCCCCGGCUUCCUCUCGGCUCGGACCAAAGCUUUGCUAAAAACACAAAAUCACUAGAGCUUCAGCGCGUUGUUGGAUUGGGUUCCUGAAAGACUCAGCUGGACUUUCUUUUUAAUUGCUUAAAGGCAGUUGGGAGUUUACCUUCCUCCUUUUAAAAAUAUCCAGUGCUAAAAACAGCAGGGUGUUUUUAUUAUUUAAUAAGGAAUUACGAUUGCACAGUGAAAUAACUCUCUGACUACCAAGUCUGCUGUGGAUCAGGACGGUUCACAGUUAGAUUGCAGAUAUCGAGUGAUAAGAGCAACAGUUAUGGAUUUGUGUACUUGCGCUGCUGUGGCUUGAGACGACCCUUGAACUUUGACCUCAACCAGACUGGAAGUGAAAGAGUGGGCACAGCAGGGUGCUGUAAUUGAGAGUGAACACGCAGUCCACCCAGUCUGUGAUCCCAGAAAUGGUUGUGGCCACAGAAACCUCACAUUACUGUAGAACUGAGAGGGCCAGACUUUGGGCUUGAGAAGUUGUCCGUCACAGAGAGACCCGGAGUGCGACGUUAGAGUCUCUCGAGCACAUCAUCUUCAGCUGUAGUGUGGAAGUGGACAUCUCCAUGUGGCUAGUAGUGCAAAGCCCCUCCCUCGGUUUAAGUAUGAGAGCAGCUAUCCUUGGGGAAAGGGGAGACUGCUCACAGUGAUUACCAAGCAUGGAUUCGACCACAUAACGAUCAGGGCGAAUGACAAUUCACCAAGCAGUUCACCUCUUUCCGCAGAGCCUGCAGCUGUCUGAAAAAACUGUUUGAGAAUUUGUUUCUAUCUGAACUUCUCUAUUGCCCACUUAAAGCACAUAGAUGAUUUUCACAUCCAUCUGAUGUGAGAAAUUCCUUUUUAAGUCCUUUGGAAAAUGUCAGUGACUACCGGUAUUCCAAAAUAUGAAAUCCAAGGGCAGUUUUGGUUGGAUGUUCAAUCUUUUGCAUGUAUCAUGUAUAUAUAGAGAACGCAAAGGCUCAUUACUAAGUACUAUUGUAAACAGAGGUCCUUGCCGAGGUACCAUGGAAUUUCUUUCUCCUGUUUACGUUCAGAUCGCGUGUUUACUCAGAAUCGGGCCAAGGCUAGAUUUACACAUUGUGUUGCAGAGAAAUGGAGGCGUGGGAACGUGCUGUCGAGACGGUUGAAAGAGCAUACUCACGGCAUCGCCCUCAAUUUAAUACUUGGCAACGGUAACAAUGCAGAAACCCUCUUUAGUGCCUGUUUUUCAAAAACAAAUCUGCUGGUUUUUUAGGACUCCCCCAGAGAUGAAGAACUCGUUCAUUUGUUACCUCCGUUCAUUAUAGAUUGAUGCAGUCCAGGGUACAGAGCUGUUGGUAAAGUUCUCAGUAUUUUAUAUCUGUCAUGCUCUGUUUUCAAAAGACAGGGCUGGUUACCUCCUGUCCAUCAUAAUCUGAUCUGAUUGCAUGCCUCCCUCUGCUAUAUUAAAAUAAGGACAGACACACUUGUCUGUAUUUUUCGGACCGCAGGUGUGUCACAUGACUUCAGCACAAAACAUGUAGGUUGUGGGGUAAUAGAGUCAGAAGUACUUUGUAGAGUAGACGCCUUUAACAUUCUCCCGAGUUGGACUUUAAUCCUUCACGGGGCAGAUAUACAUAGAGUGAAUAACAAACUGAACUGUGGUCGCUUAAUGCAAUCAGAAAAAUACAGACACUUGGAUAUCAUGUAAUUGCCUGUCAUCCUAAAUCACUGCUUGUUCCUGGGCAUCAGAGGUGCUUACAACAGGUGUUUACGAGAGUCCACUAGUCUUCAGAUUAUGUGGCUGCAUUAUGCAGCUGGUACAGUGACCUUUGUAUCUGUGCAGCGGAUAACAGUCAGGGUCUGUUCCAUUUCAGUUCAGUUCAGGGAAUGAGCUGAAAUUCACUUGAUGAACUGAAAAUUGCCCAUCAUUUUCUGUGAUGAUUUCUUCAAACAAUCAGCUGAAUUUCAGUUUAAUUCCUGAACUGACUGAACUGGAAUGGCGUUGAACCCAUCUCCGGGUGGGUAAAGGUCAUGCCUGUUUUGGUUCAUUUUUGCCUCGUGUUCAUCAUGACACAUUUGCCUUCAGUUGUGGGUUCCUUGCUUACACUUUCCGAGAAUACUUUUCCAGCUAGGUUUCUGUAUUCUGAAUUUACUGCUAGUUUGGUAGAGUAAUUAUGUCUGUAAACCAGUAUUUGUUUUGCCACACCUCAGUCAUAGAGGGAUUGCUGUAAUGAUUGCUAUUGCGAGUGUUUAUUGUGGUGUAUGAACAAAAAAAAGACACAAUGUGUACUUCUGUCAGGCCCAAGGGUUUGAAAUCAUGUUUUUAAAAUGGUCUGUUCUUAAUGCUGCAGUGUUUGAUUCAUCCUGCCUGGCUAAUGGGUUUUUAUCCUUUUAUUCCAAAUGCCCCAGUUACAGGCCUCUGAAGGUCCUCUGUACAGCACUCAGUGGUUUAUCAUGCAGUUGUCACAACUGCUUGGAAUUUAUGCAGCUUGAAAUUAAUUUUAAUUUUCUAGAAGUUGUCACGUAGUAUUUGGAAAUUAAUGUUAUUGAAAGUGCCAAGUUGGACAUGGUAAGCAAACUCCUAUCACGUGCUCCUUACAAGGCAGUUACAAGUGCUUGGUGUAUCCAACCAGGCACUUUCCACGGGUUUUAUUUUAAUUUUUUUUUUUCCACAGAACAACCCCAGGCAACUUUUAUUAUUAUUCAUAUACUGAGAAAUGUAUUGUACAGGGCAAGGAGUUUGAUUUAACAUAUGGAUUAAAUAUUUGUCUUUUUGCACUGACCUCCGGUUUGUCCACUGUCAGAGGGUGAACACAGACACACAGGUGGUCUUUGGUUCUGUUUUGCUCCCACUAACUAUUAAUGUUUCACAAAUGGUGUUAAAAGUCAACAGGAGAAGGGAUUUGUCCGUCUCUUCUGUGGAGCGCAACGCUGAGGAUGGUAACAUUUCAGUGGGGCCUGCGGAUGGGCUAGGAGAUCUGAACUGAAUCGCUGUAUCUGGACUGGGAUUCUUAACGCAGGACUCGGCCAUUUUUAAAUGGCCUUAUCGGUUUUUUGUCUCCUCUACUGUAAAAGUUGUAUUUUUAUGAAAGAUGUGAGACUGUUGUCAGCUUUUCUUGACCGACAAACAAAACAAGCUGAAAUUGAUCCUACAUGGACAACAUGUGCUUUGAUGUGUGUGGCUGUGUGGGCUUAUGUUUGAGAGCUG